Molecule: messenger RNA, 522 nt
Organism: Parastagonospora nodorum SN15
Lineage: Eukaryota; Fungi; Ascomycota; Dothideomycetes; Pleosporales; Phaeosphaeriaceae
Exons: 2
Coding region: 1-522 (173 amino acids)
Source: RefSeq, a predicted model, not a curated record
AUGGAAUCCUCUACCUUGACCACUUUGGUGUACACUCUUCAGGUGAUCAUCUGCACAGGCGCCAUCUUCAUUGGAGGUCUCUCAUCCUGCCUGUCUCUCUGGGUGGCCCCACUCACAGCUCAACUCCCCCCAAAGUUGCUCUGCAAGCAAUUUGCUCAGAUGUUCACAUGGGGUGAGCAAUACCUGCUCCCUUCAUCUCGACUUCUCGGCGGCUCCUUCCUUAUCACUACUAUUUUGACAUCACAGCUGCCUCGCACGUCAGAUGCAGAAAUAUGGAAAACGUGGGCAGUGUUGUUUUGUGCACUUUUCACUAUUGCGCCAUACGAGAUUUAUCUCAUCUUUCCCAUCAAUGAUAGAGUGAAAGAGAUUGGGCAAGAGAUGGAGAAAGGAAUGGGAAGAGAGGCAGAGCAGAAGAAGGAACUACAAGAGUUAUUAUUGAAGUGGCAGUUUAGAAAUUUUGGGCGUGUCCUGACGCCGGCCAUCGUUGGUCUCAUUGCGAUGACGAAUUUGGUCAAGAGAUGA